Messenger RNA from Penicillium odoratum, 2013 nucleotides. Its product is annotated as CBS and PB1 domain protein. The record is from RefSeq and is a predicted model, not a curated record. The transcript is spliced from 3 exons. Gene Ontology annotation, molecular function: protein binding. Bases 1 to 2013 code for a protein of 670 amino acids. NCBI's taxonomy places the organism in Eukaryota, Fungi, Ascomycota, Eurotiomycetes, Eurotiales, Aspergillaceae.
AUGUCGCAUACCGGUACCUUUCGAGGAACGCCCAAUAAGACCAUCGGCAGGGGAAGGCUGCCCGACUUUGACGGUUCCAACUCCCACAUCCCCCGUCCCCGAUCCGACCGUCCUGAACCUACCUCUUCCCACACCCCAUCCAGCGACGUUGGCAGUGGUACAGGCACAAUGAGCGCCGCCAGCAGCAGACAGCGACAAACCCAGUCGAAACGUGAUGAGGCGAUCCGCCUCAAGAUGGAGGCCAACCUCAACAAGAAGAGGCAAAAUCCGACCAAGGCCGCUCGUUCUCGCAAAGCCCCACCGGGGACCGUCCUGGCCCUGAAGCCUAGCCAGGCCCUCCAGAUCAAGCCCUCGCUCAACAUUUCGGAGGCUGCCCAGUUGAUGGCCGCCAAGCGCGAGGACUGUGUGUUGGUCACCGACGAUGAUGAGCGCAUCGCCGGUAUCUUCACGGCUAAGGAUCUGGCUUUCCGUGUAAUUGGAAUGGGUCUGAAGGCCCGCGAGGUCUUGGUCUCUGAGAUCAUGACCAAGAAUCCCCUAUGUGCGCGAACGGACACCAGCGCAACCGAUGCGCUCGACCUGAUGGUUCGGAAGGGAUUCAGACAUCUGCCAGUCAUGGACGAGAACCAGGAUAUUUCCGGUGUCUUGGAUAUCACAAAGUGUUUCUACGAUGCGAUGGAGAAAUUGGAACGCGCCUACAGCUCGUCGCGGAAGCUCUACGAUGCUUUGGAGGGUGUUCAAACGGAGCUUGGCUCUAGCCAGCCCCAGCAAGUCAUCCAGUAUGUUGAGGCUCUGCGGUCGAAAAUGUCCGGCCCGACCCUUGAGUCGGUGCUGGAUGGCAUGCCGCCAGUGACUGUCUCGGUCCGAACUACUGUGAAGGAUGCUGCGGCUCUUAUGAAGGAGCACCACACUACUGCCUUGCUUGUGCAGGACCAGGGCUCGAUCACCGGUAUCUUCACCAGCAAGGAUGUUGUUCUGCGUGUUAUUGCCCCUGGCCUUGACCCAGCCACCUGCAGCGUUGUUCGCGUCAUGACCCCUCACCCCGACUUUGCUCCCUCUGAUAUGAGCAUCCAGGCCGCGCUCCGUAAGAUGCAUGACGGCCACUACCUCAACCUACCCGUGAUGAACGAGGGUGGUGAGAUUGUCGGCAUGGUGGAUGUGCUGAAGCUCACCUAUGCCACCCUUGAACAGAUCAACACCAUGCAGACUCAGGACGACGAAGGCCCUGCUUGGAACAAGUUCUGGCUUUCAAUGGACCACGAGUCGGACUCGAUGGUCUCUGGCAGCCAGAGUCAACAGCCCCACCGCUCUGUCAUGAGCCCCGACCUGGCCCGGUCAGGCUACGACAAUAGCCUCCUUCCUAACGAUUCCGCAUCACACAACGGCGCCGAAGAGCACUCGGAAGUUGCAUCGCAACACCACCAAGUCGAGGAUAUUCCCUUCCCCUUCAAGUUCAAGGCUCCCAGUGGUCGUGUGCACCGUGUGAACGUGUUGACCUCCGCGGGUGUCGAGGACCUUGUCAAGCAGGUUACAGCCAAACUGGGUGGCGAGCUCGAGGCCGUUGGUGGUGAGGCGGUGGUUGAAGAAGGCCGCCUCAGCAACACUGGCUAUGCCCUCAGCUACAUGGACAACGAGGGCGACACUGUCUCGAUCACUACCGACCAGGACAUGCUCGAUGCUAUCAACCUUUCUCGUGGAACUGGCCGUGAUAAGGUCGACCUCUUUGUUCAUGACCCGUCUCAGCCACCUAUCCCUGCCACUGUUGAGCCCCAACCACUUAAGCCCGCCACCCCAGUUGUUGUUGAAGAUCAGGGUAGCGUUACAGACUCCACUGCCAUUGAGGAACCCGUUGUGAAGCCUCGGCAGCAGCAGUUCCCCUCGCAUGGACAUGGGCAUGGCCCUGAAGACCAGCUCAUUGCCGGUGUCCCCAACGACCUGCUCCUUCCUGGAGCUAUUGUGACUUUGGCCGCAGUUAUUGCGGGUGUGUUUAUUCUCAGCCGACCCAGCGGUCGCUAA